AUGUCAAACAACUCAGCGCCAAUCCAGGAUCCAGAUGAUGAGGAAUACAACUCUGCUGAAGAUGAAGAUUUCCAGCUAGAUGUGGCACAGGACGACUCCGACCUAUCCUCCGAUGCUGACGAGACCGCGGAACCAGCAAAGAAGAAGCGGAAGACAACUACGAAAUCUCAGAUACCAGAGGACAAGGAACUCGAUUCUGGAGAUGAAGCCACAAUCCGCAAAGCGAAAGAGAAGAAAGACAAGAAGCGCAAAGGAAAGAAGUCCAAAGGCAAACGCGCGCGCGACAGCGAUGAGGACGAUGACAUUGAUCUUGAUGACGAUGAAGGAGGAUCUGGGGGCUUUGUGCGAACGCGCGCAAUGAAAAAGCACACGCGAGAAGAGGAAGCGGAACGCAAACCUCUUGCCCAGAUCGAGGGCGCGACCGUUGAUGUGAACGCCCUGUGGGAACAGAUGAACGCCCCUGACAGCAAGCUUGGUUUACAGCCAUCCCAAAUCCCCGAAGCCGAUCCUACACCCGAACCCAACCCAACCACGAGUACAGAAGCGCAGGACCAGAAUAUCACGGAUACGGAAGUCAAGUCAAGUCAUGAACAGCACGCCGAUCAGAUGAUCAAGAUCAAGCGGACCUACAAGUUUGCCGGAGAAUGGAUCACAGAGGAGAAGGUGGUACCCAAACACUCAGCAGAGGCUAAGGCGUUCUUAUCGAGUGGGGAGAAUGUCGAGUAUGCCGAUGCCGAUGAUAUCGCGACAGCGAAAGCCGCCCUAAACCUACGCCGACCCCUUCGCAAGAUCUCUAGGUUCGACCCCAACCCAACAGGCACGAUCAAGAAAAGCUGGGAGAAGCAGCUCGUUCCAGAGGACAACGAUGCGCGCGGACCCAAAAUCAAUACGGUGGAGAAAUCGAGGCUCGACUGGGCCAAUUAUGUCGACCAGGCGGGUAUCAAAGACGAGCUUCGUACCCACAGCAAAGCCAAGGAGGGCUAUAUGGGCCGUAUGGAUUUCCUGGGUCGCAUGGAAGACAAGCGGGAGGAAGAGAGGCGCGCCGCACGACUCAAGGGCAUGUGA
Molecule: messenger RNA, 1065 nt
Organism: Penicillium antarcticum
Lineage: Eukaryota; Fungi; Ascomycota; Eurotiomycetes; Eurotiales; Aspergillaceae
Gene: swc5
Product: putative Swr1p complex component (Swc5)
Exons: 2
Coding region: 1-1065 (354 amino acids)
Source: RefSeq, a predicted model, not a curated record